GCAGAAUCGGUCUUUAAAUGUUGGCCCUCUUGAUUUUGUCUCUGUGUGUUUUUCACUUUUAUUUCAAACUGUGGAGAUUUGUCCAGCAUCCAGAAGAGGGCAGUCCUGCAGCUCUCAGAGGGAGCGACCACCGAGCAGCAGAUCACUUGCCAUUGUUGCUCUUUUCAACCAAUCGGGGACUGAGUUGUCCCAUCCAACUAAACGGACGCCUUUUGACCCUCCGAAGCAUCGAGGGCACAUCCCAUUUAGAUGACAUGCAAAUUACGUUCCAGUGGGGUCGUGAUCUCGUCCAAUCAUAUUUCCCCCGCAGAUGGCAGCGCAGUGUGAUGUCUGGAAGGAUGCACGGAGAUGUUGGCAGAGAGCUGCUGGUCCCCUGCCUGCAUCCAUCGCUCCACCUCUCUCCAUUUUGCCUUCUUCUCUCUCUGUCUAAUCUGUCUUCUAGAGAUCCUAUCAGCUUUGAAAAACCCACCAUAUUACACUUCACUUUCCCCCAGCACUAUCUUUUCCUUUGUUUUCCUUCCUAUCACAAUCUUUUCAUCAAAUUUUCCUUUGCUCCUAACCUUUUUUUUUUUUUUGUAAAGCCACCUGUCUUCUUAUAUCCUCGGCUGCUCUUUCUCUUCCAUUUUUUUCCCUCUCCCCUGGCUCGUCUGUUUUUACUUACCAUUCAUCUGUCCUUGCCAUCCAAGCCGCAAAAUAGUUGGCAGCAACUUAUCUUUGCUGGUCAGUAUCCCUUGGUUCAUAAGCAUCGCAUAACGUCACAUAUGUCUCCUGUGUGUGUGUGUGUAAGUGAAACUCACAAGAAAGCAUGCACUCAUUUAAUCAGAUCUAACAGCUCACAUCUCCUGGAAGUGACACAAGUACACACUGCCAUGUUUCUUUCACUCACUCCCUCUCCAUCUAUCUGUACAGCAUGGCGUUGCUGCCAAAGCCAAUUGUAGCUCUGGAUGUGUUUAUCAAAGGUGUCUGUGCGUCUGAGGCGCUUAAUUUUAACAAGACGUUCUCCACCGGAGGAGUGUCAUAUUUUAAUUGGUCUGAAACUGAAUAAAGGCAGGGAACAGAGAGCACUGCAGUGACAGGUAUUAAUUACCUUCUGCCUAAUGGCUCCCAAACUCAGUGCUCAGCCAUAUUGCUGCUUGCACUAUUUUUACUCCCCCACUCUUUUCUCUCAUCGCUUUUCCAUCCUUCUCACCAUGUGUUUACCCACAAUAGGGCUGAAACAAGGGAUUCUUUUGGCUGUGAUCUUGAUACAGUUUUAGAAAUAUUUGGUUAGGGGAAACAUAUUGUCUUUUAUAAUGAUUUCCAACCCGGGAAACGAUUGUACACUAGGGCUAUACCUCUGAUUUUGCCAGGGGGUACAUGCGAAAGAUGUGAAGUAGUUCAACUAAUACCAUACAAUAAAAAUAAUUGCUAACAGAUCAAACCCAGCAACAGUAAUGGAAGAAGAGGUGUAAUAGUUAAUCAUGCUAAGUUUUGGAAAAAAGUUUGGAAUAGUAAUCCUUAAGUGAGCUAAUGCAUUGCAGCUAGAUGAUAGACAUAGAUCAAAGGUAUCAAUGGUUAACCCUUCCAAAAGACAAUGUUUGGAUAAGUCAGCUAAAAGUAAAAGGAUGAAAUGGAAAAAAAAAGUUUUAGUGUUACGGUUAAAAUAGGUGCAUAAAUAUGCUUAGAUAUUGAAAAAGUAACAGAUACCAGAUUUCUCAGGAUCAAUAACGCUGUACUUGUAUAAAUUCCUUUGGUGUGUUUUUCAAAUAAAAA
Labrus bergylta (ballan wrasse) is the source of this 1752-nucleotide messenger RNA. Lineage: Eukaryota; Metazoa; Chordata; Actinopteri; Labriformes; Labridae. The record is from RefSeq and is a predicted model, not a curated record.